AUGUGUAACGUCAGCGUGCUCGUGACCGGAGGCGCGGGUUACGUGGGAAGUCACGUCAUCGUCGAACUUCUCGGCGCCGGAUGUGACGUCGUGGUGGCAGACAAUUUCCACAACUCUCGUCCCGGUCAAGAUGGCGACAUGCCUGAGAGUUUGCGCAGAGUUCAACAAAUAACGGGGAGGGAGGUCACUUUCCACCGCGUCGACCUGCUGGACGAGGAUGCCGUCGACGCAGUCUUCAGUCAACACCGGUUCGACUGCGUCAUUCACGCGGCCGGUUACAAGUCCGUCGGAGAAUCGUGGAAGGUGCCUCUGGAGUACUACCGCAACAACAUCGGUGGUACCAUCAUACUUGUUGACGCGAUGAAGAAGCAUGGUGUGAGGCGACUCAUCUUCUCAAGCUCAAGCACGGUGUACGGGACGCCGGAGUACCUUCCUGUCGACGAGAACCACCCGACUGGACGGAACUGCACCAACCCGUACGGCCGCACCAAGUUCAUGGUCGAAGAGAUGCUCAGGGACAUCGGCAGCACCGAAAAGGGCUGGAGCAUCGUGCUGCUGCGUUACUUCAACCCGGCCGGAGCACACAGCUCGGGCGAGAUCGGAGAGGACUCGCAGGGCACGCCCAAGAACCUGGUUCCCCUGGUCGCCCAGGUGGCCAUCGGGAGGCGGGAAAGGCUGCACGUCCACGGAAAUGACUACGACACGCCGGACGGAACCUGCGUUCGAGACUACGUGCACGUCAUGGAUCUCGCCAAGGGUCACGUGGUCGCUGUGAACAAGAUUAUGACCGGGAGCCUGACGGGAAUCAAGACGUACAACAUGAACGGCGGCACCGGCGGCGCCUCCGUGCUCGAGGUCAUCGCCGCCUUUCAGGAAGCGUCCGGGGUCCGCGUACCGUACGACGUCCUGGAACGACGGCCCGGGGACGUGGCCAAGAUGGUGGCCAGCUCCAAGCUGGCUCGGGACGAACUCGGCUGGAAGGCAGAGAAGUCGCUCUUCCACAUGUGCGAGGACGUCUGGAGAUGGCAGAAGAAGAAUCCGACCGGUUACGCCAGGACGGGCAGCCAGAAUUCGACAAGAAGCUAACAAAUUCGACCGGCGAUUGCGGAAAUGGUGGUGGUGGUGGUAUAUCGACGAAUCUUCAUCCGCCGAAUAAAGUCUA
This is a messenger RNA of Ixodes scapularis (black-legged tick), 1162 nucleotides long. RefSeq names its product UDP-glucose 4-epimerase-like. Gene Ontology annotation, molecular function: UDP-glucose 4-epimerase activity. The record is from RefSeq and is a predicted model, not a curated record. NCBI's taxonomy places the organism in Eukaryota, Metazoa, Arthropoda, Arachnida, Ixodida, Ixodidae. Gene Ontology annotation, biological process: beta-D-galactose catabolic process via UDP-galactose, Leloir pathway. The transcript has 8 exons. The coding region runs from base 1 to 1086 and encodes 361 amino acids. Gene Ontology annotation, cellular component: cytosol.